CUCCCGUAGCAAAACAAGGAAGCGGCGGAACCGGGAGGGACAAAAUAGAACCAGACAAACAAAUCACAACAUUUACAUUUACUACUGUAACUAGCUGCAUGACCGUUGUAUGAAUUCCACAUUUAUGUCCUAGCAUAGGUUAAAUGUAUUUUAUACUGUAUGUAUUUGAUUUAUUUCCGUAACAUUAGCCACGCUAGCUAUGUUGAAAACGAGGCUAAGCAGUUAGCUAGGUAGUGAGCAGCGGUGCUAAGGAAAUAUUACAAUGGUGCAGAAUAUGUUCCGCACCGGGUUUCUGGUUCGAGCCACACACACACUGCUAACCUGGGUCAUAACUCUGGUGCUGUUUCUGCACAACACCGAUUUGCGGAAGUGCGAGGAGCGAGGGGAGCUGCUGCUGCCGGUUCUGUUCUUCCUCCUGGUUGUGCUGUCGGUGCUCCUAUACUUUGCCGUUUCUUUAAUGGACCCUGGCUUCGUUCUCUCUGACACUGUGAAGGGUGCUCAGGGUUCACAUGAGGAAAUGGAGUCAAUGAUUCCUCAGACUUCGACCCCUCGGCUGCGGCGCUGCGGAUACUGCCUGCUGCAGCAGCAGCCAAUGAGAGCGAAGCACUGUCAGACAUGUAAACACUGCGUUCGUCGCUUUGACCACCACUGCCCCUGGAUUGAGAACUGUGUGGGGGAGAGGAACCAUCGCUGGUUCAUCGUCUACCUGAUGGUGCAGUUGCUCACUCUGCUGUGGGCUCUUCACAUCGCCCUGUCUGGCAUCUCGCCCAGCGUCACCUGGGAGCUGUGGUUCAGAGUGAACGGCUUCCUGUUGGCGGCGUUGGGGGUUGUCUGUGUUUUCUCUGUGGUGGUGGCGCUGCUGCUGGGCUGCCACCUCUACCUGGCCUCCAUCAACUGCACCACCUGGGAGUUCAUGUCACGUCACAGGAUCUCAUACCUGAAGAACUGCGAAAGCGAGGAGAACCCGUUUGACCGUGGCAUCUUCUGCAACCUGUGGGAUUUCUUCUGCAUCUGCAGGACAGUGGUGUGGGAGAAAAUGUACCACAGAACCACCACAAACUCUGUCUGACCAAUAGCCAGGCAGCAGGUCAGAAUCUACAUCAGGGUCAGGCACUAAUUUCAGGGAAAGAAAUCAUAUUUCCUUAAUGACUUUGGUGUAGGGCCUUCCCUGAAUCAGGAUAUUCAGAGUCGUUUCAGUCACGUCCAGUCGAUGCAUUCAUUCCUUCUUUUGCGUUGGUUAAAAGAAAAAUAUGUUAAUUUAUAGAUAUUUUUGUUUUUAUAAACACUCAACGUUAUUACCUCUGACGGCAAGGUUAUGGUUUCACUCAUUCAACUUGGAUGGAGGUUUCGUCUCGGCCAGGAUAGACCCCGUUAACUGUUAAUCUGAAUAAAGGAACAGAUCCAGGAAUUUUUCUCUCACCUUCUUUAACGUUGCAAGUCAGGGUGUUCUUUAAGCAGUUUUGUUAAUUUCUCAGGGAAUAAUGCAUGGAUGUUGAUUUAAAAAAACAAAAAAAAGAAAACAUGGCAUGUUUCAAAGACACUGAUAGUUUGGCAGUUUUGGGUGGUUUAAAAUGUAGAGUAAUACAGGGUUAUCGAGUUUGAUCCAAUAAGGUGUCGUCAGUAGAGAAAUUUUCAUCCUCCGUCUCAAUAUAACACUAUAACUAACCCCUAGAUUGAUCAGUAGUAUGAAUAUUAGCCCUAUAGUCACAGACAUAAGAGCUGUUGAUACAAAGUACACCAGAUAUUUUUCUGGGGGUGUCAUCACUCAGACCAGAGACCAGGAACGGUUACCAGCUCCAGCAUUGGCAUAAGUACUUCUCCUGGAAAGCCCAUGUAGAAUUAAUCAAGGUCUGAGAGAGGAAGGCAGACCAUGACAACUAUCACAAAAGCUAUCGCCAGAGAAACAGUUGCCAGGCAUGUGGCCGGAGAGAUAAUCUUGAUAAUGUAGUAGCAGCGGUCUUCCAGUUGUUGAAACCGCCUCAGAUGUCGGUACAGAUUUACUAAAAAGUAAACAAGCUGGUGCGAGCUAGUUAUCAAAUGACCUUUAGCGUACCUUUAUACAUAGGUGGGCACACAUAACGACAAAACUAAUUCCCAUUAGCCUCAGGAGUUAGAUGCUAAUCCACAAAUGUUAGUAUGCUCACAAAGUAAACUAUCAUACUGACAAACAUGGACAACAAGGUAAACAGAAUUUCUGCCAAAGGUCAGCAUGUUGGCACUAUUUUUCUGAGCAUAUUAGCAUGUUAGCAUGCUAACUGUGACAUUUAGCUUAAAGAACCGAAAUGCUCAAAGAGCUGCUGGCAUGGCCCUAAUCAAAGUAGUCCAGAUGUCUUUGUGUGUGUGUGUGUGUUCUUGGUUUGACUGUCAUACUCUCCCUGUAUGUGUUUCCCUUCACAGUUUGACAGAACAGAAUAAAUGUUUUCCUGGUGGUUUUGUUGAAAGAAUGAAGAAAACUUUGGAUUGAAAAUAUUUUUUUCCUCAGGUCUGGUUACCACUUUCUCCCGCAGGUGUUUCUGUUGUUGCCUUGAGACGGUGUGGUGACCUCACGCUGUAACACUGACUGCCUUUAUGUCUUUUGAAAUAAAUGUCUUGUGCCUUUGGUUUAAUAUAACUUGUAUAUUAAUGUAAGUAAUUAUUUCUACUGUCAUUAUUAAUUAAUUUAACUACAGGAUAAUCUUGACACUGAGAGCCAAAUAUUUUACUUUUUUUUUUUACUGUAUUUGUUCUGUUUGUAUUUAUUGACAACAAGAUUACAUUAAAACACUGAUGAUAUGCA
This is a messenger RNA of Acanthopagrus latus (yellowfin seabream), 2776 nucleotides long. RefSeq names its product palmitoyltransferase ZDHHC12-like. The transcript is spliced from 5 exons. Bases 263 to 1069 code for a protein of 268 amino acids. NCBI's taxonomy places the organism in Eukaryota, Metazoa, Chordata, Actinopteri, Spariformes, Sparidae. Gene Ontology annotation, cellular component: Golgi apparatus; endoplasmic reticulum. Gene Ontology annotation, molecular function: protein-cysteine S-palmitoyltransferase activity. Gene Ontology annotation, biological process: protein targeting to membrane; peptidyl-L-cysteine S-palmitoylation. The record is from RefSeq and is a predicted model, not a curated record.